Molecule: messenger RNA, 1926 nt
Organism: Arvicola amphibius (Eurasian water vole)
Lineage: Eukaryota; Metazoa; Chordata; Mammalia; Rodentia; Cricetidae
Gene: Necap2
Product: NECAP endocytosis associated 2
Exons: 8
Coding region: 44-844 (266 amino acids)
Biological process (GO): endocytosis
Cellular component (GO): membrane; clathrin vesicle coat
Source: RefSeq, a predicted model, not a curated record
GGCGGGGAAGAAGCCGGAAGUUGGGUGAGCUCCGGCGGUCGCGAUGGAGGAGAGCGAGUACGAGUCGGUUCUCUGUGUCAAGCCCGAGGUCCACGUCUACCGCAUCCCGCCGCGGGCCACCAACCGUGGCUACAGGGCCUCAGAAUGGCAGCUGGACCAGCCAUCGUGGAGUGGCCGGCUACGGAUCACUGCAAAAGGGAAGGUGGCCUACAUCAAGCUGGAGGACAGGACUUCAGGGGAGCUCUUUGCACAGGCCCCAGUGGACCAGUUUCCCAGCUCAGCCGUGGAGAGUGUGACUGAUUCCAGCAGGUACUUUGUGGUCCGCAUUGAAGAUGGAAACGGGCGACGUGCUUUUAUUGGGAUUGGCUUUGGGGAUCGAGGGGACGCCUUUGACUUCAAUGUGGCAUUACAAGACCAUUUCAAGUGGGUGAAACAGCAGAGUGAGUUUGCAAAGCAAGCACAGAACCCAGACGAAGGCCCCAAACUGGACCUGGGCUUCAAGGAGGGCCAGACCAUCAAGAUCAACAUCGCAAACAUGAGAAAGAAGGAAGGAACAGCUGGGACCCCAAGAACCAGGCCUGCCAGCACAGGAGGGCUGAGUCUGCUUCCCCCUCCUCCAGGGGGUAAGACCGCCACCCUCAUCCCUCCCCCUGGGGAGCAGUUGUCUGUGGGGGGCUCUCCAGUCCAGCCAGCAGUUGUUUCUGGUUCAGGAGGUGCCACAGAACCCUGGCCACAGUCUAAGCCUGCUGCCGCCACGACUGCUGAUGUCUGGGGCGACUUCACCAAAUCCACAGCGCCGCCCUCCAGCCAUUCUCAGCCAGGCACCGGCUGGGUCCAAUUUUGAUGCACAACUUUUUCUUCACAACUUCUGGGAAGAAGCUGCCUCAUCAGACCCACAGAAGGAGGCGAAGCCGCUCCCUGGCUGGCCCCUGGAGCAUCACUCUCCUCUCUUUGCCUGGCUGUCUUGACAGCCUGAGCAACAAGAAGCAGUAAAUUGGCAGUAAAAUGCCUCACUAGCUGAGGUACAGGUGCUACACAGCCAGACGACAGGGGCAAACACUCCAGGGCCCCCAGCUCAUCCUUCCUUAUGGGAGAGACCCAGACCUGCCUUCUUCCAUGAAGUGAUCCUUAUUAAACACAGCCCCUAAAGCACAGAAUGGGUUGAGUUUGUGGCCUGGGUUCAGCUCUGCCCCUCAGGUUGGCAGGUGUCCCAGAUUCACUUUGGGCAGGGGACUCCCUGCACUCUGUCCAUUGUAGACAUUGUCGGAUGUUCCAGAGGAUCUUCCUGAUUGCUAGCACAUCUUUGAGCCUCAGCUUGAGUGUGUUGUGCGGGGACACUGGAAGGAUUAAGCAGCUUUUGAAAAUGUUAAUACAUUGCUCUGCUAAUAUGCUGACCAGCACUAAUGUGCCCUUGUGAGGGACCCACCAUGGCUGGGUCCUCUCACACACCCUCCUCCCUGCCCUGAGCCCCAGAGGCGGCUACGGGAGUCAUCCUGUGUACCUGGUUUCCAUGUCUUCAAGCAGUUGCCCCUCAGGUGGGGCAGGCUCUGGGAGCCUGCUGAGCAGUGCUCUGGGGAAGUUGGAGUAUCACCGACCGGCCGGCCGGCCUGCCUGCCUGUCUUCUGCCUCUGCUCUGGGCUCACAGGGUCAUGGCACGACUGGUCCGUCCCUGGUGGCUUCUGGAGGGACAUGUCUGUAGAUAGCCUGUCCUUUUCUCCCUUCAGAGACUGUGACAGAGGAGCUCUGUCAGCUGGAAGCCUGGGCCAUCAGUAGUGGUUUUUAAGAAGCCAUUGUCCUUAGUGCCUCUCUGACGUUUCUUUAUAGACUUUACCUUCAGGUGAAAGGUUUCUUUUUUGAAAGAAGUUUUGACCUUGUGGGACCAGAGUUUUAAAGAUGGAAAAAUAAAUAAAAGUUUUGACUUCUGUA